AUGGGCAAGUUUGAGUUCCAGCAGUGCCCGCCGACGCCUGCGAGCAUGUCGACUGCUUUUGAGGUCCUGGAGUGGGUCAAUUCGCCUACCAACCUAACUCAUACCCAGGAUGUAGCAAUCGUAGGCAUGUCCUGCCGGACUGCCGGCGGGAACAACACCCCCGAGAAGCUGUGGAAGUUUCUCAUGGAGAAGAAGAAUGCCUCCGGAGAAGUUCCCAGGAAACGAUGGGAGCCGUGGCUGCGAAGAGAUCCGAGAAACGCGAAGAUCAUCGAGAAGACUACCUCGAAGGGCUACUUCAUCAACGACCUGGAGAACUUCGACGCUGCGUUCUUUGGUAUAUCUCCAAAGGAAGCGGAGCUCAUGGACCCGCACCAGCGACUCGCUCUUGAGCUUGCGUGGGAGUCUCUCGAGCAUGCGGGCAUUGAUCCCAAGAAGCUCGCUGGCUCUGAUACCGCCGUCUUCAUGGGCGUGGACUCUGACGAUUACUCGCGGCUUAUCAUGGAAGACCUCCCGAAUGUCGAGGCCUGGUCGGGCAUCGGCACUGCGUACCAUGGGAUCCCGAAUCGGAUAUCAUAUCAUCUCGACUUCAUGGGACCAAGCACCGCCGUCGACGCCGCGUGCGCAUCUUCGCUCAUUGCAAUUCAUCUCGGUCGGCAAGCGAUCUUAGCCGGAGAAUCCAACGUUGCUUUGUGCGGCGGCGUGAAUGUCCUUUGCGCCCCCGGUCUCACGCAUAUGCUUGACAAAGCCGGCGCCCUUUCCCCCGACGGCGUCUGCCUCUCCUUCGACGACGAUGCGCACGGCUACGCAAGGGGCGAAGGAGGUGCUAUCGUCGUGCUCAAGAGGCUCUCAAGCGCCAUCGCCGACAACGACAACAUCCUGGCUGUGCUGAAGGGAAGCGCCACGGCACAAGACGGUAAAACAAAUGGCAUCAUGGCACCGAACGCGAAGGCACAGGAGAUGGUAGCCAGGCAGGCUUUGCUGCGAGGUGGCAGCAUUGACCCGUCUACUAUUGGUUAUGUCGAAGCACACGCUACGUCGACGUCUCUCGGUGACCCAACUGAGGUCGGCGCCAUCGCGAACGUCUAUGGGGUCGGACGAUCGCGCGACGCUCCGUGCGCAAUCGGGUCGAUCAAGCCUAACGUAGGCCAUCUUGAAGCUGCUGCUGGCGCGAUUGGAUUCGUCAAGGCCGUCCUAGCCGUGCAGAAGGGCGAACUUGCUCCUCAAACACUGCUCACGAAGCUCAACACGCGGGUGGACUGGGAGAACUCUGGACUCAAGGUCGUGCGGGAGUCUUCAGAGUGGCCGCAGACGUCCAGCCUUCGCAGAGCUGCCGUUUGCUCUUACGGUUACGGCGGAAGCGUAUCGCACGCUGUCAUCGAGCAAGCACCUCCCGCGUACGUCAUUGCGCAAGCGUCCAAGAAGGAUGAUGCCGAUAAGGAUAUAAGCGGUGUGGUUUCGCUUGUUCUCUCUGCGCACCAGGAGAAGAGACUUGCUGGUCAAGCCGCCGCUCUAGCCGAGUGGCUCGUUGGCGAUGGCAAGAGGGAGAGCAUAAAGGCUGUUGCGAGCACGCUUGCACAGCGCCGCGCGGCACAGGACUACAGAGUCUCUUUCACUGUGAACAGCCACGACGAAGCCGUGAAAGCGCUCAGAGACUUCGCCAAUGGCACUUCCGGCCAAUGGGUGGCCAGCAGUCGGGUCCUUGGAAGCAGUGUGAAGAAGGGCGUUGUGUGGGUGUUUUCCGGGCACGGCGCUCAGUGGCCGGAUAUGGGCAAGGAGCUGCUGAAGAACCCUGUCUUCUACCAAGCGAUCUCCGCCUUGAACUGGGUCAUCGAAAAGGAAGCAGGCUUCUCAGCGCUUUUGGCACUCCAGCGCGGAGAGCUAGGCUGUUCGGACCGGGUUCAGGUCCUGACCUACCUCGUUCAAGUUGGCCUGGCUGAGGUCCUCCGAUCAAAGGGCGUCGAGCCGCAAGCCAUCAUCGGUCACUCCGUUGGCGAAAUCGCUGCCUCCGUAACUGCGGGCUGCCUCACUCCCGAAGAGGGUGCCCUAGUGGUGUCGCGACGAGCCAAGUUAUAUGCGCAGGUUAAGGGGCAGGGUGGGAUGGCUCUCAUCAACCUCCCCUUCUCGCAGGUGGUUAGCGAGCUCGGCAGCCGACGCGACGUCGUUGCCGCCAUCAACUCUUCUCCUUCAUCCUGCGUAGUCAGCGGCGAACUGGCACCGCUAGAACAGUACCUCUCGGCCCUGGACGAGCGAGGCGUCAAGACGUUCCGUGUCAAGACUGAUAUCCCUUUCCACUCGCCUAUGCUCGAGAAGCUCGUGACCCCGUUGACGCGCUCACUUGCUAGAGUUCUCGAUCCUCGCCCAGCUACGGUUCCGAUCUACUCAACCUCCAACACAAAUCCUCGCACCGACAGCCUUCGCGACAUUGACUACUGGACAUACAAUAUGGUUUAUCCUGUGCAGCUUCAUGAGGCGGUGGAAGCGGCGAUCGAGGACGGACUACGUAUCUUCCUCGAGGUUUCGACGCAUCCGAUUGUUACGCACUCUAUCAAUGAGACUCUCGCCGCUGCUGGCGUGGACGAGUCGGCUACGAUUGGUAUCAUGAAGCGAGACACGCCCGCUGAGAAGAGCAUUCUCCAUGCAGUUUCUCAGCUCCAUACGCUUGGUGCUACAGUCAAAUUUCAGACUCAACUCGGCACCACUCAUUGGGCGACCACAGUCCCCAACACUCCGUGGGUCCAGAAGCCUUACUGGAAGGAGAUCGAGACUGGGUCCAUUGGCGCCGCACAGCAACAUGACGUCGAUAAACACACGCUCUUGGGGCAACGCACCGAUAUCGCAGGGUCGGAGACUCGCAUCUUCACCACGACCCUCGAUGACAAGACAAAACCUUAUCCGCUCAUUCAUCCUUUGGAUGGAACCGAGAUCAUCCCUGCUGCUGUUUACUGCAACACGUUCCACCAUGCCACCGGUGCGACAGUUCUGGACGGCUUGCAGCUCCGCAUUCCUACCCCCAUGACCGCGGACCAGCGCGAAGUUCAGGUUGCGGUACAGGGUGACUUGCUUCAGUUAUCCUCGCGUUUGAAGUCAUCGCAGGGUAUCUCUCGCGAUUUGCAGCACGCGUGGAUCGACCACAGCUCCUGCAAGUGGAGUAUCCAAGAUAUGUCAGAUUUCCAGAAGACGUAUGAUAUCGAAGUGGUCAAGAAGCGCAUUGGUACCUUGCUGCCCAACAGCUUCGCCUGGGAUUUCCUCCAGAAGAUCGGAGUUUCUGGAAUCGCCUACCCCUGGGCGGUUCUGGAGCACUAUGGCAACGACAAGGAGAUGAUCGUCAAGAUGGACAUGGAUCCGGAGAACGACUCUAUGAGUUGGGAUCCGCAGUCGUGGGCACCUUUCCUCGAUGCCGCGACCUCAGUCGGCUCCUCUGUCUUCUUCAACAGCCCCAAGAUGCGUAUCGUCUCCGGCAUCGACCAAGUUCAGUUCGUCUCUAACGAAGCUCCACCAAAAGUCGGAUACCUCUACAUCGAAGAGGUGAACGACACGAAGAGCUUGGCGGCUAACAUCAGCGUGCUGAACGAGCGAGGCGAACUGCAGGCUAAGCUUCAGUCUAUGAGGUUCUCCGACGUGGAAGCGGCUUCUGAUAGGACUACGGGCGUCGAUGCGCUUGUCCAUCAGGUCGCCUGGGUCCCACCUACUUUCUCCGAGAAGCCUAUACCGUUGGACUAUGUUCUCCUCGUUUGCAACGAUUCUGAGCUUUCGAAGAAUUACGCCAGCGAGUUGAAGCCGCUUACGCGAACCCUAGUGCAAGCUGCGUCGGUGCAAGACUUCAACCAGCCGGUCGUAUUGAACUUGCUCAGCCAGAAGAACGCAAACGUGAUUUACGUUCCCGAGAGCGUCCACAGCCUUGAUGAAGUUCCAGAGAAGGCACAUGCGUUCACCUGGGAGGCUGCCAGCAUCUUGAAGAUUCUCCCGACUCUUCAUGCUGCGCCUAAGCUCUUCAUCGUUACUGAUAACGUCUACAAGGGCGCAUCGCCUACUGCCCUAGCUCAGUCUCCGCUCUACGGCUUCGCUCGCAUCGCAGCGCAGGAGCAUCCAGAGCUUUGGGGUGGCCUGAUCGAUAAUGAAGGCCCGCAUUUCCCUCUGCUGGCUGUCAAGUAUGUGCAAGAGCAGGAUGUUAUCCGCAUGCAAGACGGCUUGCCUCGCGUUGGUCGCAUGAGACCGUUCGCAAAGAACCAGCGCUACGACGCCGGCUCUGCGAAGACGCUUCUGCCGAAACCACACGGAACGUACGUGGUUACCGGCGGUUUUGGCGAUCUCGGCGUCGAAGUUCUCGACUUCCUCGUCGCGAAGGGCGCUCGUCGCAUCGUUGUUGCUUCGCGCCGCAACCUCCCGCCGCGCAGCGAGUGGCAGAACGGUACCGGACAGAUGAAAGUCGUUGUGGACAAAAUCCAGGAGCUUGAAGCCAAGGGCGCCACCAUCUACAGCAUCGCCCUCGACAUCGGGGCCCCAGACGCACAUCACCAACUAUCAUCCGCCCUUGAACGCCUCUACCUCCCUCCAGUCCUCGGCGUCGUCCAUGCUGCUGGCGUCAACGAAGACGGCCUCAUCAGGGAUACCACAUCCGAAUCCUUCUCCCGCGUCUUCAGCCCCAAAGUCGCAGGCGCACUCGCCCUGCACAAAGCCUUCCCUCCCACAACGCUCGACUUCUUCAUCCUCUUCUCCUCCAUCGGACAACUCGUCGGCACAUCAGGCCAGUCCCCGUACGGCGCCGCUAACGCCUUCCUCGACGCGCUCGCCACGCAUCGCAGAGAGCAAGGAGACAAUGCGAUCGCGUUCCAGUGGACCGCGUGGCGCGGCAUGGGGCUCGCCGCCGACUCGGAGUUCCUGACCAUCGAGCUGUCGAGUAAGGGCAUCACGGACAUUACCUGCGAGGAAGGGUUCCAGGCCUGGGAGCACCUGUCGGCCUACAAUACGGACCAUGCCGUUGUAACGCGCGCAAGGGUCCUCGAAGCUGAUGAGCCGAUCCCGUAUCCGCUUGUUGCGGAGAUCGCACCGCGGCGCGCUCGCGCUUCUCAUCCUACUAUGGCCAUCGACGCCCCUGAGCUGUCGUCAUCUAAGCCCUCUUCCGGCCCUGAGCUCAAAGUUUGGCUUGGUACGAAGAUCAAAGAGUGUAUUGGCGCGGUAUUGCAUCUUGACGUCGAAGAGAUUGACGACCGCGCUGCGAUUGCGGAUCUGGGCGUCGACAGCGUUAUGACGGUUGCGUUGAGACAGAAGCUGCAGCAGGUGAUGGGCGUUAAGGUGCCGCCGACGCUGACGUGGAAUCAUCCGACGGUGGGGCAUUUGGUGGAGUGGUUUUUCGUGAAGGAGGUUGGGGAGUAG
This is a messenger RNA of Trematosphaeria pertusa, 5373 nucleotides long. RefSeq lists its product as uncharacterized. Lineage: Eukaryota; Fungi; Ascomycota; Dothideomycetes; Pleosporales; Trematosphaeriaceae. Gene Ontology annotation, molecular function: phosphopantetheine binding; 3-oxoacyl-[acyl-carrier-protein] synthase activity; fatty acid synthase activity. The transcript has 2 exons. The record is from RefSeq and is a predicted model, not a curated record. Gene Ontology annotation, biological process: fatty acid biosynthetic process; secondary metabolite biosynthetic process. The coding region runs from base 1 to 5373 and encodes 1790 amino acids.